This is a messenger RNA of Fundulus heteroclitus (mummichog), 8692 nucleotides long. RefSeq names its product ELKS/RAB6-interacting/CAST family member 2 (gene erc2). Gene Ontology annotation, biological process: neuromuscular synaptic transmission; regulation of synaptic plasticity; maintenance of presynaptic active zone structure. NCBI's taxonomy places the organism in Eukaryota, Metazoa, Chordata, Actinopteri, Cyprinodontiformes, Fundulidae. Gene Ontology annotation, cellular component: cytoskeleton of presynaptic active zone. Gene Ontology annotation, molecular function: structural constituent of presynaptic active zone. The coding region runs from base 285 to 3839 and encodes 1184 amino acids. The transcript has 22 exons. The record is from RefSeq and is a predicted model, not a curated record.
GCCCCCGGCCGUGUGGAGGAGGAGAGAGAGGCUGCCCGCUGCCCAAUGACAGCGCAGGAUGCCGGGAGAGGCUGCUGGGCUUGAAUGGAGGCGACAAGAUGCCGUCCAGAGCAACAUAAGGAGACCAAUUGACAUCUGAAAAGAUCUGACUUUGAGCUGACCAAACCCACGAUUCAGACAUGAAAUAAGUCAUCCAUGUUUGGCUGAAAAAAGUCAGAGCAGUCUCAUUUGAGCACGCCCCUGUUAAAGGACCCUCUGGUGGCUACCCCUCUGAAUCACGGGACAUGUACGGCAGUGCCAGAGCUGUAGGUCAUGUAGAGAGCAGCCCUGUUCGGUCCCCGCGCCUUCCAAGGUCUCCCAGACUGGGCCAUCGAAGGGCACACAGCGGGAGCGGGGGUGGUGCGGGGUGCAAGACCCUCUCCAUGGAGAACAUCCAAUCUCUCAACGCUGCCUAUGCUACUUCAGGGCCCAUGUACCUGAGUGACCACGAGGGCGUGGGCUCCACUGCCACCUACCCAAAAGGCACCAUGACUCUGGGUCGCGCCACCAGCCGGGCCAUGUACGGGGGCCGCGUCACAGCCAUGGGCAGCAGCCCCAAUAUUGCUUCAGUGGGGCUGCCUCAUGCUGACCUUCUGUCUUACAGUGACCUGGGCUCCCUCUCCAUGCUGCACGCUCACCACCACCAGGGGGUGCCCUCGGCUCUGCUCAGGCAGGCCGUGCGGAGCAGUGGUGGCGAGCUGCUGGAGAUGCAGGCCCAGCUCAGGGAGAUGCAGAGGGAGAAUGAGAUGCUGCGGCGAGAGCUUGACCUGAAGGAGAGUAAGUUGGGAUCGUCCACCAACAGCAUUAAGAGCUUCUGGAGUCCCGAGUUGAAGAAGGAGAGGAUCAUGAGGAAAGAGGAGGCAGCUCGCACGUCCAUCCUGAAGGAGCAGAUGAGAGUCACUCACGAGGAGAAUCAGCUGCUGGAUGCCAGGAGAACCAAGCAUCUCCAAAUGACCAUCCAGGCUCUGCAAGACGAGCUGCACACACAGCGAGACCUUAACCACCUGCUUCAGCAGGAGAGCGGCAACCGAUCUGGCUCGGAGCAUUUCACCACCAUCGAGCUGACAGAGGAGAACUUCCGCCGGCUGCAAGCCGAGCACGACAGGCAGGCCAAGGAGCUCUUCCUGCUCAGAAAAACCCUGGAGGAGAUGGAGCUAAGAAUAGAGACCCAGAAGCAAACGCUCGGUGCCAGGGACGAGUCCAUUAAGAAGCUGCUGGAGAUGCUGCAGAGCAAGGGGCUGCCUCCCGGGCCAGGCAGGGCCUCCGAGGAGGAAGAGCAGGAGAGAGCCAGGCGCAUUGCCGAAGCAGAAGCCCAGCUUGGACACCUGGAAGUCAUUUUGGAUCAGAAGGAGAAGGAAAAUAUCCAUUUGCGAGAGGAACUGCACAGAAGAAACCAGCUCCACCAGGAUCCAAGCAAAACCAAGGCCUUGCAGACCAUCAUAGAGAUGAAAGAUACCAAGAUUGCCUCUCUGGAGCGCAACAUUCGAGAUCUGGAGGAUGAGAUCCAGAUGCUGAAGGCAAACAGUUUACUUAACACAGAAGACCGAGAGGAGGAGAUCAAACAGAUGGAGGUCUACAAGAAUCACUCCAAGUUUAUGAAGACCAAGAUUGACCAACUGAAGCAGGAGCUGUCAAAGAAAGAGUCAGAGCUAUUGGCUCUGCAAACAAAACUAGAGACCCUCAACAACCAGAACUCAGACUGCAAACAGCAUAUUGAGGUGCUCAAAGAGUCUCUCACUGCCAAAGAGCAACGUGCUGCCAUCCUGCAAACAGAGGUGGACGCUCUACGUCUGCGUCUGGAGGAAAAGGAGUCCUUCCUGAACAAGAAAACGAAGCAGCUGCAGGAUCUGACAGAGGAGAAGGGAACCCUCGCUGGAGAGAUCAGGGACAUGAAGGACAUGCUGGAAGUUAAGGAAAGAAAGAUUAAUGUCCUGCAGAAAAAGAUUGAGAACUUGCAGGAACAGCUGAGGGACAAAGACAAGCAGCUGGGAAAUCUCAAGGACAGGAUCAAAUCUCUGCAGACUGACUCCAGUAACACAGACACUGCCCUGGCCACCCUGGAGGAGGCGCUGUCAGAGAAGGAGAGAAUUAUUGAGCGAUUAAAAGACCAAAGGGAGAGAGAAGAUAGAGAACGUCUGGAAGAAGUAGAGUCCUAUAAGAAAGAGAACAAAGAUCUAAAGGAGAAGGUUAACAGCCUGCAGAUAGAGUUAACAGACAAGGAGUCCAGUCUCAUCGAUCUCAAAGAACAUGCAUCAUCCCUGGCAUCUUCAGGCCUAAAAAAGGACUCAAAGCUCAAGUCCCUGGAAAUCGCCAUCGAGCAGAAAAAAGAGGAGUGUAGUAAGUUGGAGACGCAGUUGCAAAAGCAAGCUGAGCAGCUAUUCAGUCACAUGAACAAUCCUAAGGCUCAUGAGGUGGAGCAGCAACACUCAGGUUCCCGAGGAAACCCGGAUUAUGUGGACCGAGUAAAGCUGCUGGAAAAGGAAGUGAGCUACUACAAAGACGAGGCAAGCAAGGCUCAGUCGGAGGUGGAGAGGCUCCUGGACAUCCUGCGAGAGGUGGAGACCGAGAAGAAUGACAAGGACAAGAAGAUUGCCGAGCUGGAAAGCCCCCCAUCCACUGCCCCUCGCCAUACUCCUCGUUCUGGUGGGAGAGCUCCCCCUGACCCGCUCCCUUCUGUGUCUGCCGCCCCUCAGCAGAUAGGGGGCAUGGUGUGGGAUUUCCUGGGAAAUUUAGCUCCCAGGCAAGGAGGUAAAGAUCAGACCAAGAAGGGCUCCAACAUCAAACUGGGACUCCAAGGGGACAAGAAAGGCUUAGGACAAGAUCCCCGUAAGGAAGGCUCUUUAGAAGGUGGUCACCACCUAAAGCUGGAGGAGCUGAUGAGCACGCUGGAAAGGACGAGGCAGGAGCUAGAUGCCACCAAGCAGCGUCUCUCCUCCACACAGCAGUCUUUACAGGAGAGGGACACCCAUCUCACUAACAUGAGACAAGAGCGCAGGAAGCAGCUGGAGGAGAUCCUUGAAAUGAAACAACAAGCUCUGCUGGCGGCCAUUAGUGAGAAAGACGCCAAUAUUGCAUUGCUGGAACUGUCUGCUUCCAACAAAAAGAAGACCCAGGACGAGGUGCUGGCCUUGAAAAGAGAGCGGGACAAACUAAUGCACCAACUCAAACAACAUACACAAAGCAGAAUGAAGUUGAUAGCUGACAACUAUGAGGAUGAACAGUAUCAUCAACAUGCCCCUCAUCACCAGCCACAGCCGACACAUGCCCAGCCUCAGCCACAGCCCCAGUACCCCCAUCCUCCCCAUGCUCAGCAGUCUCCUUAUCCACACGCCCCCCACGCUCAACAUCCACAGCACCUACAACACCCACAAGCCCAGCCACAGCCCCCACAUCCACAACAACCACAGCCCCAGUACCCUCAGCACCCACAACACCAACAACACCCACAGCACCCACAGCACCCUCAGCAUCCUCAACCACUUCCUCAACACCAACAGCAUCCACGCCCCCCUCAACCACAGCACCCCCACCAACAACACCCCCAGCAUGUGCCACAGCACCCACAUGGACAUCCGACUCCACAGCACCCUCACCCCCAGCAUCCACAUGGUCCUCCCCCACAGGGACCACACCCACAGCAUCCUCAUCCUCAGCACCCUCAGCAUCCCCAACAUCCUCACCAUGCCCAGCAUCCUCGCCACCCAUCACCCCAUCAUCGCGGAGGCCCGGCCCGAGGACCACCACAUGCCGGUCACCGUCCCUCUCCAGACCAGGAUGACGAGGAGGGCAUUUGGGCAUAGCUGAGACAACCAAAGCGCUAAUGUUGUUUUGAGGGGAGAUUCAGUCACUACUGGAGGAGUAUGGCCAUCCUAAAAUGUUGAAACACCCCCCAAACAUUUAUCACCUUCAGUGAAUCUGUACUUCUGAGCAGUGGGGCCUUUAUGUUUGUUUUUUCUUUCUGUCUGUCUCUUUUUCUGUUCUUUUAUUUUGUUUUUCUUUUUGAAGAACAGGAGGAGUUACUCAGGUUUUCAGGUACUGCAUGGAGACUGACAACUGAACAGGUGAGGUGAGGAAGACCAUCCUCCACAAUGUUCACAAAUGACCUAAAAUGAUGUGCUGAUGGGGACACAGAAGACAAACGGCUGCUUUAACAGACAUGACUACCAUGGCAAACCUGCAGCAAAGGUGUCACCGAGGUCACCUCACCUGUCCAUCACCUGCUGAAUGACCCCUCUUCGUCCUCGCAGCAGAAAACUCAUGAUUCUGCCAGUAACGUUUUGUUUUCCAUCAGACAACAUGCUUUGACUGUUUUGGAAUGGUUGCUGUCUUGCUGGCUGACCACAAGCUCUGACUGGCUCCUAGGUCUAACUCUCAUCCUCACGGCCCUCGUGACUCACCUAGUGACAUCUGGCCCCUCCACUUAUCCCUAACAACCCUCAGACUGUCUUUUAAGUUGUUGUUUUUUUCAUCUAUAGAAGUUGUAUUUAUCAUAAAGCACUGGUCACAUGUUAGGCAUUUCUUCCUCUGAUGAUGUCUAUCUUGACAAGCAUGUCAACAACACAUUUAAGUCACUUUAGGUUUUCUGUUGCCAUUUUUUCUUGGCACAAGGAAGCACUUUUUUGUUGACUUAUGAAGCACCUUGAGUGACUUUCCCCGCAGUGUUUCCUUCACUGCACACAAACAUCUGAUUUUUUGGGGUCUAGUUUUAGCCUCAAAGUGGUGGCUCUUGUCAGCAUUUAUUUUUUCUUCACAUUACCUCAUUUAAGUGAGACAUAGUAGAAAGAAAUCAGUCUAUGCAGAUAUCAAUAUAGAGAUAAUGCAUCUUUAUUUUUCCAUGUAUAUUUAAAUCAAUUUAAAUUGUAUUUGGCCAAUCAGAGCUGCCAAGAGAGUGGUCAGAAGAUAUUCAUUGGAUUCUUUUGAUUUUAUGCAACUAUGCACCUCCUCUGUUUUAGCAGGAACUUUCACUAAUGGUGCUUCUGCUGGUGCUCAAACUAAAUGGUGUCAGAAGAUCUAACUAGAGCAUCUUUUUGUCCUUUUACAGUAGAGGGACUUGGUCCCACAAUGGGCUUCAUGAUCAACAGUACAAGACUGCUUUGUAUAUACAGGUUUCGGGGGUGAUUCGGUGAACAACGAUCAAACAUUUUCUCAAGAAAUAUGGCUAAUAUUAGCCCUAAGAAAAGACUGUGAAGCAAAGUAGACGUUUUCUUCGCAUAUGUGGUUCCAGUAACACUCCAGUUCCUCUAUAAGCCCUCUCCCUACUCCUUCAUAUUCUUCCAGCAGUAGCCCGUGUGACCUCCCCACACAUAGUGACUUGUUUUCUCCUUCUCAAUAAGGGUGCCUGUGCCUCGUAAAAUCUGUACACAUAAGAUAGAUAUGCAUAUAUUAUACAUAUAGAGAGAAAUCUAUAGAGUGUGUCUAUAUGUGGUCAUAAAAAUGUUUCAAACUAAUAAGAUAUACUAUAUGUUUUUUCUUUUAUGGUUAUUUUUCUAACUGGCUGGAGGUCAGAGAUAUUUUAUUUAAGAGUGUUGAAUGAUGAGAUGUUCCUCAGAUUUAUACUCUGUGAUAAAAGCCUUCAGCAGCAAUUUAACAUUCCCUGUCUGAAAAAAACAGACCCGCCCAGUUAAAAAGAAGACAAAUUAUUAUUGAAUAAGCUUCAGAGCAGUAGUUUAUGGGAAAGUGUACCCAAAUUUAUCUAGCCGUCUAGAAAAGACGUCAAUAUUACAUUCCUUUAAAGGGAGAGUUGGGAAUUUUUGACAAGGGGUUCUGUGGAUUUGAUAUCAGCAGUCGGAUGCUUAUCUGCAAUACAUUGCCGACCAAAUAAUCUCAGUUUGGACCAAAGGACGUUGUUUCCCAGUGGAGAGUCAAAAUCACAACUCAGACGGGGUCCAGUUCCACAACGUUUCACUCAGAAUAACUUGGAUCUCAAAAUGUGAACACUAUAUUAUGAACUUUUGCGUUGUUAUUGCUUCUAUAUUAAACAAUAUUUUAUGCAAAAGUCUGUGGUUAUUUAUGCAGCAGGUUGUGUUGUCCUGAGGAUCAUUAAUGAUUGUAUUUCAUAUGAAAUAUAAUGUGUUAGAUGCAAGCGGACAGACACAACUAUUUGUAGAAGAAAUUUUGGCAAGACCCUUAAAAAAAUAUGAAUAUCAAUAUAACGUAUAAUAUACCAAAAGUGUGAGACAAAAGGAUUUUUCCAGGGGAAGCUCUGUAAAUCUAGAACUAAUUUUAUACAUAAUAAAGUUUAGCCAAACUUUCUGUUCAUGAUUCAGUAGUAAAAUUAUAUUGUUUCAUCUAGUUUUCACAUGAUUUCAAAGCUUCAUGGGCAAACCAUUGCCCUUGAGGUGGGUACUGAACUGGCAGUGAUUUAAAUGUUUAUACAACAGUGCUUACAUGAACCAGUGAUACAUUUUUUGAGAUUAGCAUGGUUGUAAGAUGGGACUGACCCAACUCUUACAAGAAGUUUGGUCAAGUAUUUAUUUUUUUGUUUUGUUUUUUACUUUUCUGCCAAUGGCUUUUCGAAAAGGUGCAUAUUGAACUGAACAGCUUUUUUUUCUCCCCUGUAAUCAUUUGACGUGAUAAGUGAAAUUAACAUUUGAAAAUAGCAUUUUGUAUUGAUUCACGUUUCUCUCAUUUGAUAGUAAGAUUUGUUGAUCUGCAAUGAAUUUUAUGCAACCAAAAACCAAAAAAAAAAGGUAAUUUGUAAAAGGAAGAGAGCACACUGAGAUCCGACUGCUGAUAACAAAUGUUCAGAAUUGUGUUUAAAUAAUCCCUAACAAUUUCUUUAACAUUAAAUCAACUCAGUUGAAGACCACCAAUCCUGUGGUGACAACUUUAAACAAAGAAAAGUAUUUUUAUUUUUUGUAGCUCUCACGGGUAGCAGUGAGAUUACUUCUGCUGCGCUCAGCAGGCAGAAGCUUGCACUUGUAAAUGAGGACUAUCACAAUUUCCUCCAAGGAGAGGUUUCAGUGACUCUGUCUGGAUGCAUUUCUCCUAUGUAUAUUUGUUGCCGUCGUCAUGUGAACUGAAGUGGUGAUGUGUGCGUGACCGUGACAGCUGAUUUAGGUAGAAAAACUAUCACGUUGUUACAGUAUUAUGAGAAAAUGAAGCUGACUGUUACUAAUGCCCUCCUCUUUCCUUGACCUUCCUGGUGUCUGUGUUGGGUGUUAUAAACAAACGUGUCUCCAUCUCGCCUGAAUCUUCUCAAACCAAGUUGAUCCACUCUUUAUUUUAUAGACGUGUGAUUCCCACAGACGCAGCUCCUGUCACUGAAGAAGAACCAACAGGUUAUAAAAUAUGUUGUUUCUGUUUACAAAUGUUGAUAUAAAGGACUUUUUUAUUGUUAGGAAAAAACGCGCAAACAGACAGAGGAGCAUAAAUCCUCUCACUUCACCAUCAGGGGGUGGAGUACUAAUCCUCCAUUUUCAGGUCCUUAUAUACUGAAUACUUGAAGUAGGGAGUUUUCCUACCAUGAUAUAGCGUAUAUGAUUUAAAUGGCAAACAACAUUGAACAUUUUAAUUGUGCCCAUCCAUGCUGAUUUUUACAUUAUGUGCCAACAUAAGGUGAGGGUGUAUGUUUAAUCUACUGUAUUCUAUGCAGUGAUUUCUCUAUUGUUGUGUCAAAAAAAUAUCUGAAGAAAUUAUUGUUAAAAGCUGAGGACAUGCAGAACUUGAAAGUCGGGGGGAUUGUUUCCUGUGCUCAGAUUAAAAACUAAAAGGCAAUUCUUUAUUUGUGCCUAGAAGCAGCUGUGUAGAUUCACCAGUCAUUUUUAAAAGGCCUUCAAAAGAACUACGAAAAGCCAAUCAUACUUUUUUUUUCUGUUUGUUUGCUCUAAACAGGUUUUUUUUUCUUUUGUUGCUGAAACUGUUUGAUUGAACAAAUCACUGUGACCAAUGCCAGAAAUAUUUUUAUUCAACAAAGCAAAUGUCGAGUUUUUACUUUUUUUAAUCAUUCAGUUUGUAUUUAAGUUGAACUUUAUUUUUUCUAUGAUUUACACUUAUUUAAAAAUACCAGUUGGAGACAGUACUAUUUGUAUAGUAAAACAUUUUGAGCUGUACAGUAACAGACCUAUGAGCAAGAUUCAAUGUGUGUCCAGCAUGCUGAAUGAUCAUCUGUGUGAACGCGAGCCAAUGCAGUUCAGUCCUCAUCCAUUACUUGCAUCCGCAUUGUGACGGUGUGACAUUGUGUUGGAGAGUGAUGUAUGUCUCACUUACUGUGUCCCCUUAGUAGACAGCCUGUGCAGUUUUGUGAGAGUGCAGCAUGUUUUUUUUUUUCAGAUGUGUGGAUGUUGCUGGUGUAAAUGUAUUCAGAAAAAAGCCAGUAGAGUGUGUGUGUGCGUGUGUGUGUGUAUGUGUGUGUGUAUGUGUGUGUGUAUGUGUGUGAUUGCAGAUAACAGGGUGUGUGUAAGUGUUAAUAAUGCAAAAGAGACUAAUUUAUUUACAAAAAAGAGAACUUUAUCAGCCAGUCAUUACAAAAAAAAAAGUGGGCGAGUUUAGAAUGACGCAUGGAUACUAUGUAAUGUUUUGUUUGCUUUUUUGAACAAUAGGAGGCUGUCCUUAGUGCCCCAGUUUGCUAUUGUCUGUGCUGUAUCAGAAUAAUACUAUUGAGUGUUGGCCAGCUUGUUUAUAUCCAUCAAAUAAAGGUGACUUUCUUUCUGUC